AUGGAUAAUCAUGAUGAUCACGAUAAAAAUUCAGUUGAUUGUGAUGCUAACUUAACUUCACUUGAUUCGCCAAAAUCUUCUUUUCCAUUAAAAUCAAGACCAAUCACAAUCCCAUCGUCAAGAUCAUCCUCACCACAUCGUUAUUCAUCAAAUACACAUAUCAUUAAUCCAACAUCAAUCGAUUCCAACACUGAUUUAAUUAGCCCUGAAGAAAAUUUCUCUUUAAAUGACACAAAAAAAACAGAUUCUUCAUUUUAUCAAGAAUUAUCUAUUCAUGUUGAACAACCUGUUGGUAGCAUGUCUAUUUCACCAUCAAAUCGUGAUAUUGUGUUAGCAGCACGAAAAGGUCUUUUUAUUAUAGAUCUGGAAAAUCCAUAUGAACCUCCUCGUGAACUUCACCAUCUAACAAGAUGGGAGGUAGCUGAUGUACAAUGGAACCCACAUUUGGCACGUGAUACUUGGGUUGCAUCUACGUCAAAUCAAAAAGGACUUAUAUGGAACCUUGCGCGUCCCUCUUCAAGUGCAGUUGAAUAUAUUUUACAUGGCCAUAACCGUGCAAUCAGUGAUAUUAACUGGAAUCCAUUUAACCCAGAUGGAUUAGCAACUUGUUCUGUUGACACUUUCAUUCAUUUAUGGGAUUUAAGAAGACCAAAAAAGCCUGUAAGAUCAUUUUGUGCUUGGACCGCCGGUGCAACUCAAGUAAAGUUCAAUGGAAAAAAUGAAUAUAUUCUAGCAUCAUCACAUGAUAGAGAUGUUAUGAUAUGGGACACAAGAUUUUGGAAUAUUGAUGAACCUGAAGUUUGCCAAGGUUCAAUUCAUACAAAUUCACCAGUUUGGCGAGCAAGACACACACCAGUUGGUCAUGGCAUUUUGACAAUGCCUCAACGUUCUGAGAAUAAAUUAUAUUUAUGGAAUCAAUGUAAACCAAAUGAACCUGUUCAUGUUUUUGAAGAUCAUAAAGAUGUAGUCAAAGAAUUUGAUAAACAUCUGAGAUUAUGGCCCAUAACUAAUGAACAUUUGAAAUUAAUCGGCCAUGAAAAAGGCAAAUUAAAAUCUCCAUCGGAAAAAUUAUUAAAAACUGGUCAUUCCACAUUCACAUUUCGUCAUCCACCUUCAUUACUAAAUGGCCAAUCAACAUCUCCAACUUUAUCAGUAACUGCUAAUAUUUCAACUUUAAGAGUCAUCCCAGGAAAUCGUAUGAAUGCAACAACAAACAACACACUUCGACCUUCCGGUGCUUCUGCUGGUGGUGGAAACAUUCAACCAGACUAUCUUGGUGCUGCUGCUGGUAUGUGCCGUGUAGAACGUCGCUCGUUAUCACCUUUAUUAUGGAUGCAAAAUGUAAGGAUGGUUAAGCCAAGUAGUGGCGUUGGUAAGACAGAUGAAGAUACUCCACCAAAUAUGCAUGAAGAAAUCAAACUGGUUUCAAAAAAAUUCCUUAACGUUGAAUUUGAAAAGCUCAACCCACAAGGAAGGAGUUGUACCAUUAGUUUGCAUGGACCAUGGUCUGCCAGUGGUGUAGCUUUCAUUAGAAUUAAUAUAUCAUUUCCCCCUCAAUAUCCUGAUAAAUUUCCUCCAAAUUUUAAUAUUCAAAGGACAGGAAUGAUAUCUAUAAUGAAUAGAACGCAUAUGUUGCAAAAUUUAAAUAGUAUUGCUUUAUCCCAUGUAUCUCAAAAAAGACCAUGUUUAGAGGCUUGCAUACGUUAUUUGCUUGGUGAGCAACCCAAGGAAGUGGCACAAGAUCGUUAUGGAAAAGAUGAUUCAGAUGAUGAAAAUUUAUUGAAUUCAACCAGAAGAUCUUAUGAUAAAAAUUUAGUUUAUAUUUUAGGUGAUAAAGAUGACAACAAUAAUGUUCCUUUUCCAAUGUUAUGUGGAGCUCGAUUUUCUAUGAAUGGUCAACUUAUUUGCUUUUUUUCAAGUCUUAGAUCACCUGAUGCAAGCAAUCAAAUUACAUCAAUAACCUCAAGAAACAAAAUAGAUUCUAGUAUGCGUUCCCGUUACACAUAUACACAUCCACGCUCUUUUGAUUCAUGGGAACAAUAUAAAAUAAUUUCACAACUUCCACGUCCGGUGACAAGUUUUGGACAAUAUAAUUAUGAUGCAUCUUAUGAAGACGAUGAAAAUAAAGACAAUUUAUUACCAAUUAAUUCAUUGUAUUUUAAAUCAAAGAAUGAUACAUUACAUAAUGCUCUAAAUUCAACAGAUCAUGUCACAUUAUUUGAAUCGACAAAAUUGGAUAAGUCUGUUGCAGCAUGCAAUAAUCGACCUGAUUUGGAACAAGUUUGGUUGCUUGCUGCUUUAAUUCUAACACAAGCAAUUCCCACUACAAAAUUUAUUAAAAAUUCAUUUAGUAGUAACGAUAAUAUGUCCUUGUUUACUGGAAUUCAUCACCAUUAUAAUAAAUAUUCAAAUAAUAAUAGUAAAAGAAGUGAAAUUGGCGGUGAUGGGUUUGAGUCGACAACAACGAUGAUGAUGAAUGAUGGAUUAUUUAGAAAAGUUAAUUGGGGAUUUCAUCCUUUGGGCAAUAAACUUGUCAAACAUUUGUUUGAUCAUUUUAAAAAAAUUGGCGAUAUUCAAACAUUGGCUAUGUUGUCUUGUGUAUUUGAUGAACCUUUUCCACCAAAAGUUAAAUCUUCUUGGUCAUUUGAACUUCAAUCCUGGAAUUCGCCUAAUUCAACAAAUGGAACAACAUCAACCAAUACAGAUUAUUUUAAUUAUCAUACUCGUUAUCCAGAUAAAUGUUCUCCGACAGGUUAUACUAAUCGAAACCCCAUUUAUUCUGGAAAUCAAUCAAUAUACGGUGAAUCAUAUAAUUCACAUAAAGGAUCUUGGGGAACUGUUCUACAAACAGGAAAUUCACCAAAACAACUUACUUCAAGCACAACAGGUAUAUACGGACAUUCAGAAGGCUCAGGUGCAUAUAUUACAAUGCCUACACCAAACCACAAACCAAAUCAUCACCGAAGAUCUACUUUUGGUGGUCCAACCCGUGAUGGAAAUAUUUUCUCUUCUAGUUUAGGAGCAGUUACAGCAUCAUCACCUCCACGAACACCCAAAAAGGAUAGUCCAGCGAUAGGAGGUGGGGGAGGAUUUGCAGAUAAUUUUGGAUGGGGAGGAAUGGGAAGUGGUGUAAAUCACGCCAACGAAAAGAAUUUAGAUAACGAACGUAAACCAAAUGAGAUUAAUAUAACUAUGAUGAAUUAUGAAGAAUUUGAUGAUGAAAGAAGACCAAUAUUCGUACCAUUAUUAGAUAAUGAUAGAAACACAAAAGAGAUACAUGACCAAUAUCGUUUGGCAUAUUCAGAAAUUUUAUAUCAUUGGGGACUUUAUGAAGAAAGAACUGAACUUUUAAAAUUUAUGAGUUUUGUAAAAACGAAUGUAGGAAGUCCAAUAGGAGAAAGGGAGGAGCCAUUAGAAAUUGUUACGCGUUGUUAUCUGUGUGAAGCAGAAUUAAAAUCUGGUACAAAAUGUACAAAAUGUCGUGUAAUUGGUAUUAGAUGUUCAAUCUGUCAUCUAGUCGUUAAAGGAUUAUCGAAUUUUUGUGUAAAAUGUUCACAUGGUGGGCAUACAAAUCAUCUUAAUGAAUGGUUUCUUGAUGGUAAUACGGAAUGUCCAACUGGAUGCGGGUGUAUUUGUUAUUUGCAAGAUGGUGGAUUUGGAUUUGAUGAUAGAUUCUACUAA
Molecule: messenger RNA, 3681 nt
Organism: Entrophospora sp. SA101
Lineage: Eukaryota; Fungi; Glomeromycota; Glomeromycetes; Entrophosporales; Entrophosporaceae
Source: the annotation of a GenBank genome assembly